Messenger RNA from Tachyglossus aculeatus (Australian echidna), 972 nucleotides. It is a transcript of the gene C16H1orf226, whose product is annotated as chromosome 16 C1orf226 homolog. The record is from RefSeq and is a predicted model, not a curated record. Bases 1 to 972 code for a protein of 323 amino acids. The transcript is spliced from 3 exons. NCBI's taxonomy places the organism in Eukaryota, Metazoa, Chordata, Mammalia, Monotremata, Tachyglossidae.
AUGCCGAACAUCCACAACUGGAGCUUGAAUGGUUCUGGGGCUGGCCUGGACUGGGUCAGCCGGGGGAAGUUUGGAUCGGCCCAGGAGUCAUCCCCAGUUAAACCCAGCUGUUGGGGGCUCAGGCUGGAUGACCAAAGCAUGUUUGAGAAUUGGAAUGCGGCCCUCACUCCAAAGCUGCAGGCCAGCCGGUCCGUCCCCCAUGUGCCCAAGCCCGGCCCCGGCCCGGCUGCCCCCGGGUCCGGGGAGUCCGGCGGGCCAGGUGCCCGCGCCGCCGGAGGCAGCACUCAGCAUCUCAAGAACCUGGGGAAGGCUGUCGGAGCAAAGGUCAACGACUUCCUGCGGAGGAAGGAGUCCGUGAGCCUCGGCGAUGUGGGCGUGAUGGAGAUCAAUCCGAACGUGGGGGCGGCCUUCCCCGGAGCCCGGCCGGAGGAGGCCAGGUCGACCUUGCUGGAAGCCUUCCCCCGGCUGGACCCUCCUCCCCCCGGGACCAAGAAGCGGACCCCGCGGGCCCUGAAAACCCCCCAGGACAUGCUGUUCCCCCCUCAGCCUGACGUCGGUCCCCUGGGAGGCAGCGUGCAGGCGGUGCCCGGGUGGCCCCAAGAGUUGCCGUCCAAGGAGCCUGUGUCGGAGGGGACUGGGACUCCCAGCCUCCCCGAGGCAGAGGAGCCCGCGGACCUGGGACCCGGGGCCGAGCCGUGGCUGAAUGGGGUGGGCCCCCUGUCUGUGCCUGACCUCAUUCACAAGGACGGUCCCCAGGGCACGGCGGGCACGGUGGGUGUGGCGGGCAGGCAGCGCCGGGUCUCGUCCCCGGACCUCCCCGAGAGGACAGGCCUCAAGCGCAGCCUGAGCCCCGUCAGCCUGGCCGAGUCCCCGCGGGCCAGCGGCCCUGCACGGGCCAGCAGCCCCCCGCCGGCUAGGACCAACAGCCUGGACUGGGAGGGACGUCACCCAGACCUGCUUUCCUUUGAGUAG